This is a messenger RNA of Erinaceus europaeus (western European hedgehog), 2830 nucleotides long. RefSeq lists its product as uncharacterized. The record is from RefSeq and is a predicted model, not a curated record. Gene Ontology annotation, biological process: regulation of apoptotic process; proteolysis. Lineage: Eukaryota; Metazoa; Chordata; Mammalia; Eulipotyphla; Erinaceidae. The coding region runs from base 128 to 2830 and encodes 900 amino acids. The transcript has 17 exons. Gene Ontology annotation, cellular component: protein-containing complex. Gene Ontology annotation, molecular function: cysteine-type endopeptidase activity; caspase binding.
GGGGUUGAGGAGGGAGACAUGCAUAUGCAAAAGCAGAGUAUUUCUCAAUAGACACACCCGCCCUGCAGAGAAUAGUAGAACAAGCUUUCGGUUUCAUAGUCUACGUCAAGGCUAACAGAGGAGAGCCAUGGCCGUUCAGCUCCUGAAGGAGAAGAGGAGGUCAUUUGUGUGCAUGGUGAGCCCCGGCACCCUCAAUGGCUUGCUGGACAAGCUGCUGGAGCUGAGAGUGCUGAGCCAGGAGGAGAUGGAGAAGGUGAGGGAUGAAAAUGCCACCGUGAUGGAUAAGGCCCGAGUGCUGAGCGACUAUGUCAUCAAGAAAGGGCGCCGCCCCUGCCAGAUGUUCAUCAGUCACCUUUGUGAAGAGGACCCCCUCCUGGCAGAGACACUGGGCCUCUCCACAGAUGGGCAGCCUGGAGCUCACCCUGGUGCACAAGCUGCCCCAGCUGUGGCUUCUCCCCUCUCAGUUCCCCAGGCAAUGAGUGCGGAACGAAGCCCACUUGGGACUGAAUCUUCAGCAUCUUCAGAGCUGGGAGGGCAACUCAAGCUUUGUCCCCUGGAAAUGGCCCAAAGGAUACAUAGGGAAAAGUCAAAUCAGAUUUACCCAAUCAUGCCAAGGUCAGAGCGCAAACGUCUCGCUCUCAUCAUCUGCAACAUUGAGUUUGAACAUCUCUCCAAGAGGACUGGAGCUGAUGUUGACAUCAGAGGAAUGACGGCACUGCUAGAAGGCCUGGGGUACAGCGUGGAUGUCAAAAAAAGCCUCACGGCUUCGGACAUGAUUGGGGAGCUGAAGGCAUUUGCCGCCCGCCCAGAACACAAAGAUUCAGACAGUGCCUUUGUGGUCUUCAUGUCUCACGGUAUUCGAGAAGGCAUUUGCGGGAAGAACUAUUCUGCUGACAUCCCUGAUGUUUUACAUGUGGAUACUAUCUUUCGAAGUCUGAACACUCAGAACUGCCCAGGUUUGAAGGACAAGCCCAAGGUGAUCAUCAUCCAAGCCUGUCGAGGUGAGGGACAAGGAGUGACGUGGGUGAGAGAUUCAGUAGGAGCUGUUGGAGACAGCCCUUCACUGGGUGCUGAAGAUUUUGAGGACGACGCCGUUAAGAAGGCUCACGUGGAGAAGGAUUUCAUUGCUUUCUGCUCUUCAACCCCAGAUAAUCUUUCUUGGAGACAUCCUCAGUGGGGCUCUCUGUUCAUUAUGAAGCUCAUCCAAGUUCUGCAAGAAUAUGCUUGGAGCUGUGACCUGGAGGACAUGUUCCGAAAGGUACGGCUUUCAUUUGAGCAGCCAGGAGGUAGGGUACAGAUGCCCACCACAGAAAGAGUGACUUUGACAAGAUGUUUCUAUCUGUUCCCAGGACAUGAAGGUCUCCAGAAACAGGGAAGAAUUCCUAAUGUCACAGGCAUCUUUGUAUUUCCAACAGGAGACAACAAAAACCCAUUUAAGAUUGUUGAAGUUGUGGGUAAAGAAGUCCUCACUGGUGUUUUGAGUAAGCUGGUGGAACAGGAUGUCUUGAAAUUGAAGGAAGAGGAGAAGAGGAACUUCAACAAUGCCAACCCGAGAGACAAGGCCUGGGUCUUGGCAGACACCUUCAAAGGCAAACGGCGAGAAGCAGGCAAACGAUUUAUCCAGACCUUCUUCAAUUUCGACACAAACUCCACCAGUUCAGAAGAAGGUGAGGGUGGAGUCAUCUACAAUGGCUCUCUGACAGUUUCCAGUAUCUUUUUAGUCCAAGACUUCUACAUGUCCUCCAUAACCUGCCCUCGCCACCACUCCAGUACCACACUAUCAUUUAUAUUGAACACACUAUUGUCCUUUAAGAGAUCACCUUGGAGUGCAGCUGGCACAUCACCCCAUACAGUCACAGCUAAGAACUUCAGCUGUGAGGAGCCGUCCCCAGCUUUCUCUGUGAUGUUGGUAAUAUCUGAGCAAGUCACUGCAGCUCGUAUCGUGACAUAUCCCACAGGAGAUCUGGAGGUUGCCGCUGGGCCACCUGAGCCAGAAGAGUCUAGAGAAGCUCUCAAGCUCUGUCCUCCAGAGGAGUUCCUGAGGAUCCGGAAUCAAAUGGCUGGAGAGAUCUACCCCAUAAAGGAGAAGAAGGAUCGCACUCGCCUGGCACUCAUCAUAUGCAAUAUGGAGUUUGACAACCUUUCUUUCAGGCAUGGGGCUGACCAGGACAUUGCUGGGAUGAAGGGGCUCCUCGAGGCCCUUGACUAUAAAGUAGAUGUGGAAAUGCAGCUCACAGCCACGGAGAUGGUGUCCGUGCUGGAGAAAUUUGCUGCCCGUCCAGAACACGCAUCCUCAGACAGCACAUUCUUGGUGUUCAUGUCACAUGGCAUCCUGGAAGGGAUCUUUGGGACCAAGCACAGUGAGGAGAACCCAGACGUGCUGUCCUAUCACACCAUCUUCCAGACUCUCAACACCCGCAAAUGCCCUCUGCUGAUGGAUAAACCCAAGGUCGUCAUUGUCCAGGCCUGCAGAGGUGUGAAUCGUGGGGAUGUGAUGGUCAGUGCUGCCCCAGAGGUCUUUGCAGACAGCGCCUCUCUGUCCCCUGACAACCUGGAGGAUGAUGCUUCCUACAAAACCCACCUAGAGAAGGACUUGAUCGCUUUCUACGCGUCCACGCCACAUAAUAAGUCCUGGAGACACGAGACAAGGGGCUCUCUUUUCAUUACGCAGCUCAUCAGAAACUUCCAGAAAUAUGCGUGGUGCUGUGACUUAGAGGAAAUAUUUCGCAAGGUACAACGUUCAUUUGAGUCUCCAAACCAAACUGCCCAGAUCCCCACGAUGGAAAGAGUAUCCAUGACAAGAUAUUUCUACCUUUUUCCUGGGAAUUAA